AAUUAUAGAAAUAUGUGCCAAAGGAGAAGAGACCCGAAGAAACAAAACCACUCAACCGUUUGCCCAGCAUGAUGCCAAGCUAGCGCCAAUAAAUAAAUUUAAAAAAAAAAGAAACAAUAACAAUAAACAAAUACAAGAGAUGCCGAAAAAAAAUUAAAUUAACGCCAAUAAUAUGUUCUUGUUUACGUGGGAGUCUGUGUGUGUUCGAUAAAGUGUUUGUUUACGCUUCAGUUUUAGACAAUCGGACAAAUAAGCAAAAAGAAGUAGCCCAAUAUUGGCGCAAACAAGCCCUUGCCGAGAUUCGUGCGAUUUUUCGCCCCCGAUUGUGAGCUUUGUGGAAAGCGUAAAUGUAAAAAAAACACAGAAACCCAAAAAGCCGCCAGAACAGUGAGCGAGUCAUAAAAUAAACAUUCGAGGCUAAUCAGAUGGCCGGCUGGUUGGAGCGUUAAUUAGGCAUUCGAAAAGGGAGACAAAACAAGUGCUAUAACUGUAAGGGAUACGAUUCAAUCCGAUCAAAUAUUUAAAAAAACAAAAACCUAAGAAAUGCUUUUGAGCCGACGACGUUGUUGGCCGAAGCAAAAGAAGAAACAAAGUGCAAAAUAACAUUUUUUAAGAAUUGUUUUAAAAAAAUAGUUUUACUCGAGCAACACGAACUUAAGCAACAUGCAUCUUAGCAACAUCAGCCUUAGCAACAUGCUGCUAAUCAUCGGCAGCAUGCUGCUACUGGCAUCAAGUUCAAACGCCAAGGCCUACCACGAAUGCUCCAGCGUCGAUAUCCGUAAUAACUGCAGCAGACUGCAUCAACUGGACAAUUGUACGGUCGUCACCGGAUACGUAAUGAUCACCCUCAUCACCAAUCCCGAUGAAAACUGCUCAAACAGCAACUAUACGUUCCCUCUGCUCACCGAAAUCACCGAAUAUAUGAUCUUCACGGAUGUCCGGGGUCUGACCAAUAUAUCGGCGAUGUUUCCACGCCUGACUGUCAUUCGGGGUCGCAGAUUAUUUCUCAACUAUGCUUUGGGAGUGACCAGCAUGCCUGACCUCGAACUGUUGGCCUUUCCGGAAUUGGUGGCUAUUCAACGGGGCCACGUCUACAUCGGCAACUGCCCUAAGCUUUGCCACAUUGACGGGGUUAACUGGGAUUUGCUUACUCUCAGCCCAGGCGAGAACCACAUCAUGGCUGUGGGGAGCAACUGCAGCCAGCCCGUUUGCCGGGGAUGUGCCUCCUCCAGCUGCUGGUCUGACCAGCACUGUCACCGUUCCCUUAAUGACAACGUUGCCAACUACUCAAGAAGUAUCGAUUCAUGCCAUGAAGAGUGCUUGGGUGGCUGUACAAGUAAGAAAAAAUCUCCGGCGGAGUGUUCGGUAUGUCGAGGACUCAGCAAUGCAGGAGUCUGUGUGAAAACGUGUCCGGCUGACAAGUAUGUUCAUGAGGGCCAUCUGCGAUGCUACACCAAGGAGCAGUGCCUGGCCAAGCAGGAUCAUGUUAUUUACGCCUCACAGUGCGUGGCUUUCUGCCCCAGUGGAUACAAGGUGAACAAUGAAUCCGUGUGCAUCGCAUGUGAUCGCGAUGAGGCUUGCGUGAGUUUCUGCAAUCCCCAGAUAGGAAACACCUUCAAUAUAUACAGCCUGGGCGAAGCGGAAAAGCUGCGCGGAUGUCAGAUCUUCAACGGCAGUGUGGUAAUCACAAUCCGUAAUCUUAUAAACGAGUCCCAGUUGAUUCACAGUUUUAGCGGCAUUCGAGAGAUUCGGGGAUAUCUCAAAGUCUUCCGGUCCUCCCAGCUAACCAGUCUGAAAUUUCUGAGCAAUUUGGAGAGGAUUCAUGGCGAUCCUAUGGAGCAUAACUAUUUUUCUCUUAUCCUUUAUGACAACAAGAAGCUGACUGAACUGUGGAAGCCCACCCAGAAGCUGGAGCUUAUGAAGGGUGGCAUGUACAUUCAUCGGAAUAACAAGUUAUGUAACCCACGGAUGCGGGAGUUUCAGAAUUUUGUGACCCACGACAGGGACUUGGAUUCGUUGCAGACCAGCGAUCAGGAAGUAAUGUGCAGCCCGGCAAAGAUGCAAUUAUUUGUGCAGAAAUGCACCCACAAAACAGUGCUACUAAGUUGGCUAAAAACCCAGACUAGCCAAAAGAUCGAGUUCGUUUAUCGUCCGAUGGCGCCAGGAAUGUUGUAUCACGACGAUAGUGAACUGGAGGCGCCUGUGUGCACCCGGAUUAACUGGGAACGCCGCCUGCUCUUUCGCGAUGAACUGACCGGAAACGGAACACAUUAUGAGAUCCUUUUAGAUGAUUUAGAGCCCGAUACCCGUUACGCCUGCCUGCUUCGCACCUUUGGAGAGGAUGUGACGCACGAUGCGCGCAGUGACUUGACCUAUGUUCAGACCAAUAGGGACAUUCCCAAACAGCCAAUCCUGGAACUGGUCAACAAGACCGACAGUACGCUUACAGUCCGAAUGGAGAGCCAUGAUCAUGAUUACUUUUUUCUGACGUGGAUGGAGAUGAACGACGACAGGAAUUAUAUAGAGCAGCGUAACUAUUGCCACCAACCGGUCAUGUGGCAGGACGUGGAAGGAGCCCAAUGGUCUCAGGACUACGACGACUGUUGUGCUCACAAGGCGGAACAGGAAGAUGAUCAACGCUUUAUCUCCGAAAUGCGCAACGAAUACCGCUGCAGCCUCGACAAUCCUCAGCAGUGUCGCAAUCAGAUGGAGGGGACACAGCUUCGCUUGCCGGCCCAUACUACUGAGUACAAGCUAAAACCACUUCAACGCUACCAUCUCUACGUUGUUCAGCUUCAGGCCUGUAACGACCUGGGCUGCAGUACCCAUACAGCGCUCUAUGAACGCACCAACUACACUGUGGGCGCGGAUUUACUACCGCAGCUGCACGGAUGCCAUCAUCCGGAGACGCAAAAAUAUAUCAUUCGCUUUGAUGAACCGAAACAGCCCAACGGAAUGGUUCUAUACUAUGUGAUACACUUCCGGAACAACUACAAGCAGACUCACGUGGGCUGUCUGACUCGUAAGGAUCGCACCAGUGCCGGUUAUACAUAUGUGAGGCAGCUGAAUGUCACAUUCCAGGAAUACGCCGUGCGAGUUUACUCCUUGGCUGGUGACGUGAUGAAGCCAUUCGUUCCCUUUACUAUUUGCUCUGAAGAGGAGCGUCAGCAGGCACACAGUCGAGCGGCCAAGGAACUGGCCCCACCGGAAAUUUCCGAGUCUGUGGCCGUAGCUUCCUCUCACCCUCACGGCGUCAGCAUCUUCCUUAUUUGCUUCCUGUUCGGUUGCAGCCUUUCGAUAGCUUGGGUUCUGUACAAGCGUCGUUGCUGGCGGAAACUGCCCGGACUGAGACGCUACAUUCCAGUACGAGAGCAGUGGCUACGAGAACGCCAGCAGGCGGAGGACCGUGAAAUUCUGGUCGACGGUUUUGAAACGGUUCGCUUCCAGAACAACCUUCAAAGCCCCGAUGGUCAUCCAAUGUAAACCUUAAUAAAAGCGAACUUACCCGUA
This is a messenger RNA of Drosophila bipectinata, 3510 nucleotides long. Its product is annotated as insulin-like peptide receptor. Gene Ontology annotation, molecular function: protein binding. The record is from RefSeq and is a predicted model, not a curated record. Lineage: Eukaryota; Metazoa; Arthropoda; Insecta; Diptera; Drosophilidae.